GCCCAUUAAAGGCUAGGAACGACUUCAGACUUCUUUCAGCGGAAGAUAAAAAGCCUGAAAGCAGAGCUCGGACCAAUCGGUCUCCAGAAGAUGGUCCUCACCUACAUUUCCGGAGUGUUUAUCAACUGACAGAUCGAUCACUGUCUCAGACGCAUCACUCCCUGUGGUAGUUUUGGACCCUGUUUCUGGAAAAGCGUGUGCAGAAGUAAAGAUGGAGGCCAGAGAGAAGCGCUUUCCUAAACAAAGGCAAGUCCUGAUUCUCUUUUUUUUACUGGGAGCAGCUAAGGCAGGCUGGGAACCCCUUCGCUAUUCUGUGAUGGAGGAAACAGAGAGAGGCUCUUUUGUCGCCAAUCUGGCCAAAGACAUAGGGUUGGAAGUAGGAGAGCUAUCUGCACGGGAAGCCCGGGUAGUCUCUGAGGAUAACCAACCACGCUUGCAGCUUGAUCUGCAGAGCGGGGAGUUAACAUUAAAUGAGAAACUGGACCGGGAAGAGCUGUGCGGCCCCACUGAGCCCUGUGUAAUGCAUUUCCAAGUGUUACUGAAAAAUCCUUUGAAAGUAUUUCGAGCUGAGCUACUGGUAAGAGACAUAAAUGAUCACUCUCCUGAGUUUGCUGAAAGAGAAAUGAUUCUGAAAAUCCUAGAGAACAGCUCUCCUGGAACUGUGUUUUCCCUGAAAAAAGCUCAGGACUUGGACGUGGGUGACAACGACGUUCAAAACUACAAUAUUGGUCUCAACUCUUAUUUCCAUGUUUCCACUCGCACCCGGGGAGAUGGCACAAAAUACCCAGAGCUGGUGCUAGACAAAGAACUGGAUCGUGAGGAGGUGGCAGAGAUCAGAUUAACCCUGACAGCUCUGGAUGGUGGCUCUCCACAGCGAUCUGGGACUUCACAGAUCCGAAUCUUGGUCUUGGACGUCAAUGACAAUGCCCCAGAGUUUGCACAGACUCUCUACAAGGCGCAGGUCCCAGAAAAUAGCCCAGUAGGCUCCCUAGUUGUCAGGGUCUCCGCUAGGGAUUUAGACGCAGGGACAAAUGGACAAAUUUCAUACUCACUUUUUUAUAGUUCUCAGGAGAUAAGCAAAACUUUUGAACUAAGCAGCCUUACCGGAGAAAUUCGACUAGUUAAAAAACUAGAUUUUGAGACAAUAUCUUCAUAUGAGCUAGAUAUAGAAGCAUCUGAUGGUGGGGGACUUAAUGGAAAAUGCUCCGUCUCUAUCAAGGUGCUGGAUGUUAAUGAUAACGCCCCAGAAUUAACAAUUUCAUCACUUACCAGCCCAAUUCCUGAAAAUUCUCCUGAGACAGAAGUGGCUCUGUUUAGGAUUCGAGACCGAGACUCUGGGGAAAAUGGAAAAACGGUUUGCUCAAUUCAGGAAAAUGUUCCAUUUAUGCUGCAACCGUCAGUUGAGAAUUUCUACAGGUUGGUAACAGAAGGAGGACUGGACAGAGAAAGCCAAGCUGAGUACAACAUCACUGUCACGGUCACUGACUUAGGGACACCCAGGCUGCAAACCCAGCAAAACAUAACAGUGCUGGUCUCUGACAUCAAUGACAACGUCCCCGCCUUCACCCAAACCUCCUACACUCUGUUCGUCCGCGAAAACAACAGCCCCGCCCUGCACAUAGGCACCAUCAGCGCCACAGACAGAGACUCAGGCACCAACGCCCAGGUCACCUACUCCCUGCUGUCACCUCAGGACCCGCACCUGCCCCUCGCCUCCCUGGUCUCCAUCAACGCCGACAACGGACACCUGUACGCCCUGAGGGCGCUGGACUUCGAGGCCCUGCAGGCGUUCGAGUUCCGCGUGGGCGCCACAGACCGAGGCUCCCCCGCGCUGAGCAGCGAGGCGCUGGUGCGCGUGGUGGUGGUGGACGCCAACGACAACUCGCCCUUCGUGCUGUACCCGCUGCAGAACGGCUCUGCGCCCUGCACCGAGCUGGUGCCCAGGGCGGCCGAGGCCGGCUACUUGGUGACCAAGGUGGUGGCAGUGGACGGCGACUCGGGCCAGAACGCCUGGCUGUCGUACCAGCUGCUCAAGGCCACGGAGCCCGGGCUGUUCAGCGUGUGGGCGCACAAUGGCGAGGUGCGCACCGCCAGGCUGCUGAGCGAGCGCGACGCGGCCAAGCACAGGUUGCUGGUGCUGGUGAAGGACAAUGGCGAGCCUCCGCUGUCCGCCAGCGUCACGCUGCACGUGCUGCUGGUGGACGGCUUCUCCCAGCCCUACCUGCCGCUCCCGGAGGCGGCGGCGGAGCAGGCCCAGGCCGACUCGCUCACCGUCUACCUGGUCAUCGCCUUGGCCUCGGUGUCCUCGCUCUUCCUGUUCUCGGUGCUGCUGUUCGUGGCGGUGAGGCUGUGCAGGAGGGACAGGGCGGCGUCUACGGGUGGCUGCUCGGUGCCUGAGGGCCACUUUCUAGGCCACCUGGUGGACGUCAGCGGCACCGGAACCUUGUCUCAUAGUUACCAGUAUGAGGUGUGUCUGACUGGUGACUCUGAGAGCAAUGAAUUCAAAUUUUUGAAGCCUAUCCUCCCCAGUGUACUGGGCCAGGAUUCUAGGAGGAAACCAGAAUUUCCAGAAUAAUUUCUGUAUCUGAAACUUCCUUACUGGCUAUAGCAGUUUUGUCUUCCUUUUCGUUUUCUUUAACUCUGUAUUGGUGUUUAAUUACUUUUGUUAUUCUUUUUUUCCUUAUUGUGUGUAUAGUACUGUUACUCUUCAUUGUUGUUGUUGGACUGGUUGUUAUAGAAUUGGUUUUCUAAUUAUUGUAUUAUUAGUAAAUAGUUUAUGUCAGGAAAUUUUAUAUUUCUGAUUAAAUUUUUAGUACUCA
This is a messenger RNA of Nycticebus coucang (slow loris), 2819 nucleotides long. Its product is annotated as protocadherin beta-15-like. The coding region runs from base 212 to 2575 and encodes 787 amino acids. The transcript has a single exon. Gene Ontology annotation, molecular function: calcium ion binding. Lineage: Eukaryota; Metazoa; Chordata; Mammalia; Primates; Lorisidae. Gene Ontology annotation, cellular component: plasma membrane. Gene Ontology annotation, biological process: homophilic cell-cell adhesion. The record is from RefSeq and is a predicted model, not a curated record.